This is a messenger RNA of Sclerotinia sclerotiorum 1980 UF-70, 1626 nucleotides long. RefSeq lists its product as hypothetical. The transcript is spliced from 3 exons. NCBI's taxonomy places the organism in Eukaryota, Fungi, Ascomycota, Leotiomycetes, Helotiales, Sclerotiniaceae. The coding region runs from base 1 to 1626 and encodes 541 amino acids. The record is from RefSeq and is a predicted model, not a curated record.
AUGGCAGGUAGUACAAAUGAAGCUCAACAUCUUUUGCAGAAUCUGCAUUAUCUGCAAUCAGAUCAAAUUUCUAGUGAAAUCGAGAGCCAUGUCACAGUAUAUUUCGAUGUCCAGAUGUACACCCAUGCCCUCACCAUGCUUUUGGACAUCCUCACUUCUGGCAUAUCACAUUCAACCGUAACCUCAAAGACUGCCUGUCUGCCCAUCCCCAAAUAUCUACGAAUAGCCAGUACCUUGCUUGUACAUCCAAGCUCUACAACUCGAGUCAAGAAUGAGAAUUUGGUCGAGGUAGCCUCCCGUUCUAUUACUCUUCUGCGAAGUGUCCUUGCCGAAGUUGGCCCAAGGAAUGCCAAUCUUGAGAGGGCAUUUUCCUUUGAUUCAGGCAGCAGAUACACCAGACGGAGUUCUCGAGAUAGUGGCUCUAACAGUGAAGGUGACGACGAUAUAAAAGGGCCAGUAUCUCAAAAUGGACUGUGGAGAUGCGCUAAGGACUUUUGGCAGAUCGUGGGCUGGUCAUUUAACUGCAGUGUUAGGUAUCCAAAGCGGUGGAGCUACUGGAAGGUUCUUUUGGAGUAUUUGUUAGAUGUGCUGGAUGCAGAUUGGUACGAACGGAAGGCUUUGGACGAUGCAGCAUUCAACGCUAAAGUUGGCCAAGCCCAAGGGGCUGCGGAGCUCUCUCCUGGUAAUGAAUUAGUGCAAGAUUCGUUACUUGUACACUACCUGGGCGGAUCCUGCGAUAAUCUCAAUGGCACUGCCGUGAGACGGAUUGUUAAGGCAGCCUUUGCAGACGGUUCUGUGCAAUCCCUGAAAGCAUAUCCGGAGAUUUUUGAGAACGAGACCAAAGACAUCAGGAAAACCGUGGCGCAAAAGAGAAAAUGGGAUGAAAGUAAAAAUGUCAAGGAAAUCUCUAACGAUUACGAUGAUGAGGAAGAAGAAGAUCUCGCUUCCGAUACAUCAGAGGGUUCCGAGGAAUCGUCUCAAAGGCCAAGUAAGAAAGGAAUUCCUACAUACUCUUCUACUAUAGGUGACCCGGACUCUAUCCGCUUGCGCCAGCGAGUCAUAACUUUGCUAUCCCGCCUAUCCGUGUUCCUCCCGCUAAAGUUCAUGCCCGUCGGCGAUCUUUACGGUCUCUUCGCAGAGUUCACCGCAGCGCUUCCUAUCGCAUCAUUUUCACUUCUCCUCAAUAUCUCACGGACAUCACCAUUUCCUUCCGAGGUACUAGUCUCGCUCAUACAACGAUUAUGCCGCACCUAUCUCCCAAAGUCUACACCCAAUCCUAGCGACUUUGAGGAUUCUACGAAUGAUCUUCUCAACCAAGAAAUUCUCGAAACCUGUUUUCUACCAUGGUGUCCUAUGACUUCAUCUGUUGAGGAUAAUGCCAAAUAUUCAAUUUUGGUGGAAUAUUUGUUUCGCCUGUUUUUGACUGGUUGUGAAGCAAGUCAUACACCCAACUUAGACGAUGCGGUUGAAAGGGGUAUUAGCGCAAGGGAGAAGAAAUGCAAGACGGAUGGCAGGCGUAAAGCAGGUGCAAUAAAGAAGGAGGAGGAAGUAGCGAAAAUCUUUCUAGAUGCAAGUUCAAGGAGAUUGAGAACUUUAGUAGAUUGGGUGCAAGAAUGCAGUUCCUAA